AUGGAGGAGGAUCAACGUGAUGAGUUUUACCUGGUGAAGGGGGCAGGCAUUACCGUGGAGAAAAGUUCCUCUGAGGAUGCUGACAACCUCUACAGGAAAAGAAGGGUUUGGAUAAAGAGAGCAGUGAGCAUGGAGGUAAGGAAACUAAGGCACAGAGCUGUCAAGGCUCUUGGCCAAGGCGUCUCUGCUGGAUCCGGAGACUUGAAUGAUUUCGAUCUGAGGGAUGCAUUGAAAGAAACUGCCUCAGUAAAGCAGAAAUGGGACUACACCACCACCACAACCAAGAGGCCGGGAACGACCAGAGCUCCGGCAAAGCCUGCAGGGAGUGAUUUUGACUUGUCUGAUGCCUGGGAUAAUCCAAAUGACCGAUUUGAUGGCCACAGGAAACCGAGUGCCAGAGGAGGAGAGAAAUGGGACUACACCACCACCACAACCAAGAGGCCGGGAACGACCAGAGCUCCGGCAAAGCCUGCAGGGAAUGAUUUUGACUUGGCAGAUGCCUUGGAUGAUCGAAAUGACCAACACGAUGGCCGCAGGAAACCGAGUGCCGGAGGAGGAGGUUUUUCAGACAAGGAUCUCGAAGACGUAUUGGGUGGUGACUACAAACCUGACAAGGGUAGAGGUGAUGGUCGCUAUGGCAACAACGACGACUCUGAAGCCGGAAUGUCUCCAGAGACCGGCACCAUUGCCGGCGUGGCCAGCGCCCUGGCCAUGGCCCUGAUCGGCGCCGUGUCCAGCUACAUCUCUUACCAGCAGAAGAAGUUUUGCUUCCGCAUUCAACAGGGUCUCAAUGCAGACUACGUGAAAGGGGAGAACCUGGAAGCCGUCGUGUGUGAGGAGCCCCAAGUGAAAUACUCAGCACUGCCGCCGCAGUCCGCAGAGCCACCGCAGCCCCAGCCACCCCGGAUCUGAGGGCCCCGUGCAGCAGCAGGUGCACAGUCGCGCCACCACUGGGGACCCAGCUCCUUAUUUCAUUUGGACCCACAGCCGCUGUACCGCUCCUUUGAUGUCACUGGCUUUUCGUUCUAAUUUCUGGAUGAGCUCUGGGUGUGAGUUAGGUUUCUGCGCCCUGCACACAGGGUGGAGGUGACCACCCUGUCACAGGUGCUCUGGAGACUUGGUGUUGAAAUCCAGCCUCAGGAGCUGCUGGGUCACCAAUUCCCCAGAGCCAGCCUAGCCUGUUCCAGGCCUUUGUGAACUGGGGAGGAGGACGCCGAGCUGGGGGAGGGCAAGAGGAUGCUUCCUUUUAGGGGACGAGUUUGACCACAGGGUAGUGUGAUCCUAGAGGAGUGGCAUUGACUCGCUGGUAGGUUUCUGCCAAUAGGUAACACUUGGUGUGACCUCAGCUGUCAGGUGGCCCGGCUAGCACCUGGUGCUUGGAACCCCUGCAAAAGAGCCAACAGCUGAGCCCUGGCUAACACCAGGCACACAUACAGGACACCGGGGUGGGGUAGGGUUGGGGGGCGUCAUUUUGGUCCUUCUUUCUGGUUACAGCUUUGACACUGCUGGGCUUCUAGAGAGCUGGCCCACGUGGAGGCUUUUUAUUUAUUUAAGUGCAAAUAUGCAUGCCGUGAUAGUCCUCCCCGGGGAGUUCAGGAAUCUUCUGCAUAAGUGGGAACCUGUGGCUCAGGUCUAAUUCCCAUCUGAUUCCAUAGGGGAUUGGAUGUGUUUUCCAGGCUGAUGUGAUUAGUCUGUAGGAAUCAUUUAUGCAUUGGAAAUGCAUUUUAUCCUGGGCGGGGGCGGGGGAGGGUGUUCACUCUCCACCCCGUUUGUGUUCUUAUUUUGGUAGCAAAAGCUACAGACAUCAAGAAUGAGCAUCAAAGCCAAAAGCAUGCUUGUCGUUGGCACAGACGUGUAUUUGAGGGGGCGGAGGGGAGGGUUGCUUGCUUGGUUUAGUGAUGUACACCUGACUUGUAAGUUUGUAGGUACCCUGCCUGGCCUGUUCAUGAGUGCUGGGGGUCUGCUCAGCAUGGUAAACACCAGACCUUGGGGACUAGCCCCCCACCUGGACUGGUGCUGUAUGCUUUGGGCUGGAGCACAGCUGGCUUCCUGGAAUGUUCUCUUUGGCCAACAUGUGGUCCUGUCCUGGGAGCUCUGCUGUCAGGCUGAACUAGAACCACCAUCUACUGAUAAUCAGUUUGCAGUGUCAAAAAGCACUUCUGAAAGCGUAAUAGGUCAGCAGAAAGGUAGGGUCCUAUUUAUGUUUGUUCUCGUGCUCCUUUGACCUGCAUGGGCGGCCCCUGGCAUCCCACAGGCCAUGCGUUAACUCCUCAUCUGCUGAACUGGGGUGAGGCAACUCCAACUUGAAGGAAUCUGAACAGACCCUGCAGGUUAUGUAACGCAUGCCUCAUGCGUUCAUUUUAGCCCUUGUUUUAAAAAUAUACGACUCAUUGCAGGACGGGGAUGAGUCGUAGUGCGUGGGUCAGUGCUACUGUUUGGACCCAUUCCUGGCGCAGGCCUGCGGGCCCGAAAACCCCCCCUCCCCUGCACGGGGGCACACCAGACAGGCCAGGAGUGUGCGAGGGGGUGGGGAGCACUGAGGACACACAUGCAUGCGUUGCAGAGGGAAGAAAAUGUGGCCUUCCGUGCUCCAGGAGAUUGAGCAGGAGAGGCAUUGCUUGCAAGCUGCGCCUGUUUGUAGCGCCUCCCUCUCCUCAGUGGCCAGGCUGUCAGCUUUGCCAGGCUUGUUCCUCCCAAGGAUGGCAAUGGUUGGUGGCCUCAACCCCUGUCUGUUUCUGGGCUGCAGGCAGCUAUGAUGGAUUUUUGCAUCCAUGGCCUUUUGCUGUGUACAUGGGGUGACCUCAGGGCCUGGGGAGGGCCAGUGUGCUAAGGAACAGGAGUCGGAGAGGGAUCGCGUUAAGGUGGCUGCGCAUCAAGGUCCCUGAGGCAUUUUAAAUGAAGAGAAAUGGCAGCGCUUGUGUGUGGCAAGAUGCUUGUCUCCCUGCCACCGGGAAGUAUGGACAUUUACAGAGCUGUCAGUCAUGGCAAGGAGUAGGAUGAGGACUGAUGGGACCCAUGUGUACCCUGCCAUGACCAGGCGUGGUGUUGGCACUAGGGUUGUUGGGCUUUUCCACUGGGAGGCUGGAAAUCGGGCACCUACCCCCCCACCCCUGGUUUUUCCUCUUAGCUUUAGUGUGAAGCUAGUGAUGGCAAAGAGCCUGCAGUCCUCCAGUUGUGAUGAGGAGUCAACAUACUCCGCGGGGCGAAGCCACCUCCUUAGCAUCAUUGACUUUGGUGAUUUUUGCUCCCCCCUAGCUAUCGGGGUGCUUUCUGCAGAAUGCCCACAGCCCAGUGCCCAGACCUGCUCCUAGUGACUGGCCAUGCCUGGAAGGUCACUCAGCAGCUGCCGUUUGCAGAGCUCUUGUCCCGGGGGGACACUGAUGCCUGCAG
Molecule: messenger RNA, 3390 nt
Organism: Pteropus alecto (black flying fox)
Lineage: Eukaryota; Metazoa; Chordata; Mammalia; Chiroptera; Pteropodidae
Gene: CD99L2
Product: CD99 molecule like 2
Exons: 12
Coding region: 1-912 (303 amino acids)
Source: RefSeq, a predicted model, not a curated record